Molecule: messenger RNA, 1458 nt
Organism: Hydatigera taeniaeformis
Lineage: Eukaryota; Metazoa; Platyhelminthes; Cestoda; Cyclophyllidea; Taeniidae
Source: the annotation of a GenBank genome assembly
AUGACCCGCGAGGAGCUAGAGGGUCAUGUUGCAAGACUGCGACAAGAGUUGGAGCGCGAGCGAGAAGAUCGCAACCGAUACCAAGUGGAACGGGACAAAGUUUCCACAUUUUGGGCUAUCGCUAAGCGCCAACUUGAGAUCCGUAAUGCCGAGCUUCGUGUCGCCCAGGAAGCCACAGAGAUUGUGACGGAGCAACGUGAACGGGAGCUCAAUGCCAUUCACUUGCGAGUGCGACAGCUGGAAGCCUCUCAUGCUUCUCAGUUGGCUGAAGUAAAGGCGGAAAUGGCUACUGCCGUGGGACUAGCCGCUCAGGAGGCCAAAGCCAAUACUCGCCAUCCGAGAUUGAUAGAAGUAGAAUUGCGAAAGGAACAGGCCGAUCACAACGAACUUGUACGACGGAUGAAGUUGGAUCAAGAAAAGCAACUUCAUGAACUUCGACAAGUAUUUGAGCAACAAUCGGAGGCGGAGAGGAAGGUUUACAUGGAAAAGUUGAGACAACUGGAAGAGCGAUUAGAUUUACAAAGGCGAACGGAAAUUCAGAUUGUUGAAGACAGUAAAAAUGAGCAAAUUUCGGUGCUAAUAAAGAACCACGAGAAGGACUUCAUGGAUAUAAAAAAUUACUAUCGUUCAAUUACAGCUAACAGUGUCAAUCUCAUUGACAAUCUCAAGACGGAUCGAAUGGCUCGACAAGAGCUAGCUGACAGUUCAAAUGGUUACAUGGCUUUAACAUUCAUCGCUGCUCUUUCUCUCCCCUCCUCUCGGUUCUACCUCCGAAAGGGUCAAAUUGAGGAAUUGCAGAAAAAUGAGAAUCGCAUUGUUAAGGAAAACAGUGCAUUGGUGACUCGUAAUCGCACUCUCGAAAGCGGUCUCUCCCAAUCUCAGCAAGCGUGCAAUAAUUUGAAACGAGCUCUGGAAAACCAUGAACGAGAUGUGAGGGCAUUGAAUAUCGCAAGAUCGCAGCUCAAAAAGUUGAAAAAGACCGUGUCAGACAUGAAAUUGGAUAACGAAGCAUUGCUAGAGCGUCUGCAACUUGUGGAAGGUGAGCGUGAUGAACUGUACAAUCGGUUUGCCAGUGCAGUGGAGGAGGUGAAACAGAGUUGUGGGUUGAAAAAUGCUCUCUUGGAGCGACGAAUGGCAUGUCUGGGUGAGGAGUUGGAGAAAGCGAAGCUACUCCGACUUGCUAACGCAAGGGACAUUGGAGAUGCUGGAAAGGCAGCUGAAGAGCUUGAGGGGACACUUGCUGCCAAAAAUGAUCAAAUCAAAAGUCUCAACUACGAACUUGCUAGAGCGUGCAAGGCCUACAAAGACCUGUUGGAUGUAUUUAGGCGUAAGCUGGAGGACUACGGUAUCAAACAAGAGAAUAUGGGCUUCGAAGUGAAUGAGAAUGUGCUAAUCAACGGUGGGAAGAUGCAAUUUGGCAAAGGACCGGCCGGAUUGAUUACGGUGCAGCCGAAAUGA